This is a messenger RNA of Panicum hallii, 1725 nucleotides long. RefSeq lists its product as uncharacterized. Bases 244 to 1449 code for a protein of 401 amino acids. The record is from RefSeq and is a predicted model, not a curated record. NCBI's taxonomy places the organism in Eukaryota, Viridiplantae, Streptophyta, Magnoliopsida, Poales, Poaceae. The transcript is spliced from 4 exons. Gene Ontology annotation, cellular component: plasma membrane.
GCAGAGCUGCCUCCAACCCAGACGACGACACGGACGCGGCCCCGGCUCGGCUCGGCACAGCCCAGCACAGUGCCCUCUUGUCUCCUUCCUCUUCCUCUCCACUCAGUCCCACGCUACCACUCCCCAGCUACCACUCCCCAGUUCCCACUCGCGCCCCCAGCCAGGCUCUCUGCUGCUACUAGGAGGGCGGGGACGGAGCUGCAGAGCGGGGAGGGAGCGGAGAGGGACCGAGAGGGCUAGGAGAUGGAGCGGGAUUCGCUGAGUGGGAGGUGCGCAUUGCUGGCGCUGUGCUCGGCGCUGCUUCUCCUGGCGGCGCCCGCUCGCCCGGCAUGGGCUGCUCCGGUGGAGGAUGGCCUGCUCAACAAUGGUGACUUUGAGACCGCACCAGCCGGUGGUUUUGUCAAAUCUGCGUCUGUUGCUGAGGGUGCAUCAUCAAUCCCUGGCUGGACGAUCAAUGGUACGGUUGAGCUGAUUUCAGCAGGCCAGCACCAGGGUGGCAUGAUCCUUAUUGUUCCACAGGGGGAUCAUGCUGUACGGCUAGGAAAUGAUGCUAGUGUUGGGCAGGUGGUGGAGGUUGAGAAAGGCUCAGAGUAUGCUAUCACAUUCAGCGCUGCCCGUACAUGUGCCCAGCUGGAGGCACUGAAUGUGUCCGUGCUAGGUGGUGUAUCGCAGACAGUGGAUUUGCAGACAUUGUACAACAUAGAAGGCUGGGAUGCGUACGCCCUGGCUUUUCAGGCAACAGAUGAGCAGGCACAUAUUCAGUUCAUGAACCCUGGCAUGGAGGAUGAUCCAACAUGCGGGCCUAUCCUUGACAAUGUCGCCAUCAAGAAGCUCUUCACUCCAGACAAGCCAAAGGAUAAUGUGGUCCUCAAUGGAGACUUUGAGGAAGGUCCGUGGAUGUUCCCAAACACAAGCUUUGGAGUGCUGCUCCCGACCAACCUCGACGAGCAAACAUCCGCCAUACCUGGCUGGAUGAUCGAGUCAAACCGUGCUGUCCGCUUCAUUGACUCUGAUGAAUACAAGGUUCCACAGGGGAAGCGCGCCAUCGAGCUUCUGUCAGGCAAGGAGGGCAUCAUCUCCCAGAUGGUGGAGACAACCCCCCAGAAGGAGUACAGCCUUACGUUCACGCUGGGGACGGCGGGGGACUCAUGCCAGCCUCCGAUGGCCAUCAUGGCGUUCGCCGGCGACCAGGCCCAGAACUUUCACUACUCGCCGAUGGGCAACGCCACCAGCCAGGCCGCAAAUGUGACGUUCACGGCGCGCGCUGAGAGGACGCGCGUGGCAUUCUACAGCGUGUACUACAACACGAGGAGCGACGACCACAGCUCUCUGUGCGGGCCGGUGAUCGACGACGUCCGCGUAUGGGGCUUGAACGCGGCCGCCGGGUUGAAGGCAAGUGUCGGGCUGGUUCUCGGCGUUGUUGGUAUGGUCGGCAUGGUGCUGCUCUGAAAUCUGAAUUCCCCUGCGGGGUCUUGGGUGUGGGUUAAGGAUAUAUAACCUCUUCUGUAACUCUGAGGAGGCCGCUAGUUUUGGUAGUAAGCUUGAAGUUUCUACGCGUUGAGUAAUGUGAGCUUAGGCUGAAGCUACCAGAACCUAUAUGUGGUUGCUUGUGUUACUUCAUUUGUGAUUCAGGAAGUAGCAUGCAAUUAAUAUGGUUUUGUGUGGUCUGUGUGCCAAGAGCUUGUAAUGUGAAAUCUCAGAAAUGUUCCAAGUUCAUCUCUUCAA